GCAACAUUGUUCACCUCUCCCUCGAUGCCGCCAAAGAAGUACCAGAAGGACUGGUCAUGGUGCAAUCUUAUCGACUCGUCUGAAGAGAUCACCCUCGAGCACUGCCGCCUAGCGGCUGGUCUCCAUCCUAGCAUCAGCCCCAAAGCAUGCCCAUUACCAUCCCCGGCCCGAAACCGACCCAAGUCCAAGUCACCAGUCACUUCCAAGGACCUGCGCAAUUGCCACGGCAAGCGAGCUAUUAGUAUCGAUUCAAACAGCAGCGACUCCUCCACCGAUAAAUCCGUUGUCGCACUCGACAAGAAGGGCGACUGCCAGGCUAAGCGGUGUCACAACAAUCCGCGAUGCUUCAGUCACUUGGGCAUGGAGGAGUGGUGGAAGGACCACGCACGCGAGAGCUUUAUCAAGCCCCGGAUGGGGGUGGAGUUGAGAGAGCGCAACGAUAGCGGUCCUCCUGGGCUCCGUAAUUAUGGGGCAACGUGCUAUGCCAACGCCUUUUUACAGGUAUGGUUUCACAACGUGUCGUUUCGUAACGGCGUAUUCGAAGCUGUCGGCGACCGCGUCAACCCUCUCUUUCACCUGGCCAAAAUCUUUGCCGCGAUGCGGUACACGCGCCGCUCUGUUGUCGACCCAGGGGCGCUCAUCGAGGCCCUCCGUCUGAACAAAGGCGCACAGCAAGAUGCCGCCGAGUUUUCCAAGCUUUUCAUGGACCUCAUCGAGAAGCAGUUCAAGGCACAGGGCGGCCUGCUCGCAGGCUUCGUCGCCGAGCAAUUUGCGGGGCGGCUCGAGUACCGCACCAAAUGCAACACGUGUGGUUAUACUUCGAGCAACACAUCCCCGUUCAUGGAGCUCGAAAUUCCCCUUCGUGACGGGUGUUCUCUCGAGGGUCAGCUGAGAGCAAUGCUCGCACCCGAGCUCCUCGACGGCGACAAUAAAUAUCGGUGCCCUAAUUGUGACUCGCUCCAGCCCGCCAGCCGAUCGACCCAUCUCCAGCACCUUCCGCUUGCGCUUCACUUCGCUCUCAACCGCUUCGAGUACACUCUGACCUCGGACGAGCGCAAAAAGAGCAAGGCGCGCAUUUAUUACCCCCGCAAGCUUCGGCUAGAAAACAUCGACUAUGACCUGCACGGAGUGGUCGUACAUCAGGGAACAAUGGCCAUUCACGGCCACUUCACUGCUGAAGUGUACGACGAGAACGAUAAGGAGUGGUACUUCUGCUCGGAUGGAGAGGUGUCCAAGCUCUCUGAGCGCACAACCAAGAAGAUCAAGCUGGACCCCGACUUUCCAGACGACCAGGUAUCCCGAGAUGCGUACAUGCUCGUCUACCAGCGCAGGAGGAAUCCUCCUCCACAGCGGCAUGCCCCGGAGCAUAUGCGCCGGGAGAUUGAGCUUGACAACGACGAGUUCACGGGAGCAAUCGCAGCGCAAUUCGACCGGAGCGACUUGCUGGGCGAUGCGUUCGACGUGCUUGUGAAGGAGAAGGAGGCCGUGCUGAAAUUGCUCCCCGGUGACGAUUGUGUUGUGUCGCGCGCAGCUCUGGCAGGAUGGUUUGCCUCGGACAAGUUGAAGACUAAAUGGUUUGUUCCCAACAACAUGAGGUGCCACCAUGGCCGGUACGAUCCGAACGCCUCGGGCUUUCGUCUUGUUUCCCGCGCAGCGCUUGCGCGACUCAAGGCUUUCUAUGACGGGGAGUGGGAUCACUUGGCAUCAGAAUAUCCCACGAUUAAUCCUGCAGCCUUUGAGGUUCUCAAGGAGUUCCAGACAGACGUCCAGAAGGAGAAGACGUCUGCGCCUGCGCACGAAAACGGCGGGCAGCCUGAAUUCAGCACAGAGAGCAGAGCGAGCUUCACAACCUCCACGGUUGGCUCUGACAAGGAGAAUGAGCCCCCCGCCGAAGAGAGAGAUGGAUACACGACUCCUGAUGAAGAGGCCCAAUCAAGCUCGAAAACGCUGCAAGCUGAAGACGAUCAUACCACGCCAACUGUGAACGGCUCGGCACCACAGCCUGCGUGUUCCUAUCCCCACCGCCCGUCAUCGCCGGACCCACUCGCCCUCAACGGCGCGACGUCCGGCUCCACACACGGCUCCGAGAUGUCUGUGGCCACAGAACCGCAACCAUCCACGUCUUCUUCAAUGAACUGGGGCUCGCCUCCUGGGUCAGUUGCCGGCCCCUCUGGCGGCGCACCUGAAGAGAACAGCAACGCAUCGGACUCCGACGACGACGUGCACUGCCUCUCUCCGCCCCCUGACUUCCCCGAGUUCGACAUCUGCAUCCAGUGUGUAACCGAGGAGUACGAGCGCAAAGCCGGCGACACGCGGCAGGCUGAGCUCCUCGACGAGUUCAAGCGAGCCAACGAGCGCGGCGGGCAGUAUCUUCUCCCUCGGGCUUGGACGACUGCGUGGGCGAAAAACAAACUCAGCCCAGGCGUACCUCCCACUGAUCCCGAGUACACGAUUUUCUGCAAGCACGACCGUCCUUUUCCCGGUGACAAGAAAGUCGACUGCGUCUCCGAGGAGGCAAUUCUUAUCCUCCGAUCGGUGCUGGGCGAGUUUCCCGUCUUCGAUGAAGCGGCAAACCAGUGCGAAGAAUGCUGCGCAGCCCAAGAGGUGUCCAAUAAUGAGCGUGCAGCCUGGCUUGCCAGGGUCAAGGACGAGGAGAAGCUGUACAAGAACAACCGCAACCAGUCGCAGGUGUUUGGCACGCGAAACUAUCUCCUGCCCCAGUCCUUCUUCGAGCAGUGGGAGACGUACCUCAAAGGGCCUGUCGAGCGCCCCACCCUGCAGCUCGACCUGUGUCCGCACGGACUGCUCGACUUCGAUCCGGGGCUGGACAAGGCCGAGUAUAUCAACAGCUACGGCUGGGAACAGCUUUGUGAGCUAUACAAUUUUCCGGUGGAGGACGGCGUUUCUGUCGAGUACGACGCGCAGCCCGCCAAGGGCAAAAGGAUUGCUAUGCACAAGGCGUCGCUUGCGACGUGUGGUCCGUGUCGGGCGGAACGCUUCUCUGACUGGAAGGAGAUGUGGCUCCCCAUCGUGGUAGGAGAGAAUGAGGGCCCUACGAGCAAUGACUGGACGCGACGCCGUCCCCCGCCGCGCGGGAGGCGGGGGAAGGAAGCGCAGAUUCUCGUAACGAAGCGCACGUCGAUCGUGGAGGUUCAGAUGGAGUUGUACGAGAUGUUCAAGAUCACCCCCUUCUCGCAGCGGCUCACGCACCACGGCCGCGAGCUCGACCGCCAAGAGACGAUUGGCGGCAUCGGCGUGCUCAUGGGCGACCACUUCAAUCUGCAUGAGGUAGUCGAGGUCGACAACGAUUUUGGGAUGAUUGUGGAGGAGGGCGAGGGGUUCGGGGGCACCGCGCUGGUCGGGCAGAAGUCUUGCGAGCACUGUACCAUGUUCAACGACCCUGGGGCUGCUGAGUGCCAGAUGUGCGGAUUGCCGUUUACGGCGUGAUGCUGAUUGCGCGGGCCCUCGAUGUGUAGCAUAGUAUCGAGUUUGUAUAUAGUAGUGUAUCAUGUGCAUGUAAACAUUCGCAUCG
This is a messenger RNA of Cutaneotrichosporon oleaginosum, 3532 nucleotides long. RefSeq lists its product as uncharacterized. Gene Ontology annotation, biological process: protein deubiquitination. The record is from RefSeq and is a predicted model, not a curated record. Gene Ontology annotation, molecular function: cysteine-type deubiquitinase activity. Gene Ontology annotation, cellular component: nucleus; cytosol. NCBI's taxonomy places the organism in Eukaryota, Fungi, Basidiomycota, Tremellomycetes, Trichosporonales, Trichosporonaceae.